AUGUACUCCUGCUGCGAGGGAUCGAUAGACAAGGAAUCAACGAUGUUAUGCACCCGUUGUGGUGAAGCGUUUCAUUACAGUUGUGUGGACCCUGCAAACAGCUAUGAUUUUUCAACUAUCGAUACAAACAAAUGGACCAGUCCCACUUGUACAGCCAAAAAGCCAAAGGCGAUUAAAGGCGACAAUACUCCCAUACGUUGGGGCGCAUCACAAGCAUCGGCAAAUAGUACCGUUACCCAACGUCACAAAAAGAAAAAAACGUUGUCGGAACCUUCAUCAAAGGUUCAAACCAGUGAUACAGUUGGUCAAAUCACAGUUUCUUCGCUUGAAUUGCGUGAGAUAAUUAGGCAGGAAAUUAGACAGGAAAUUAUAGAAUUACAGAAAGGUUUAGAAGCCAGCUUUAAGAACCUAUUAAAUACAAAAUUUAAGAAAAUAGAAGAUGAAGUGGAGGAAGUCAAGAAAUCAGUCCCAUUUAUAAACAACAAAUAUGAAGAAAUUAAGACACAGUUGGUCAACCAAGAAAAAUCUUUAAAAUCCAUGGAUCUCAUAUCGGCUGAUAUGGCCCAAUUGAAGACUUCAUUAAAUAAACUGGAGAUUGAGAAUAAUACAAGAGAUCAGUGGGCCAGACGUUCAAAUAUUGAAAUCUGUGGUGUUCCUGAAAAGAAAAAUGAGAACUUGAUUUCAAUCAUCGAAAACUUUGCAAAAAAAGCUGAUAUACCAUUUAACGCCUCCACUGAUAUGGAUUUCGUAACCCGUGUUGCAUCCUUAUCAAAAGAUAAUGAAAUGCCCAAACGUAUAAUUAUGCGUUUCAUGUCUCAGUACUUAACUUUCUCGUCCUCAGGAUGA
This is a messenger RNA of Parnassius apollo (apollo), 846 nucleotides long. The record is from the annotation of a GenBank genome assembly. NCBI's taxonomy places the organism in Eukaryota, Metazoa, Arthropoda, Insecta, Lepidoptera, Papilionidae.